AUGUGCGGAAAAAGCAAUGCAAAGGAUUUUGUUCCGUACGUGAUGCAUCGGAAAGGCACGGAACCACUUUGUAGUGGCGUGAUGUUGAGUAGCAAAGUUAUUUUGACGACAGCCCGAUGCGUUUAUGAUACUUCAAUUUGGGAUUUAGCUGUGAAAAUCGAACACAAAGGACUUGAACAAGAAAAUUUCAAAUUAAUUCGAAAGAUGGUUCAUAGUAACUUCAAACCGGAAGACGGACAAUAUUCACAUGAUGUCGCCCUUUUAGUCUUGGAUAAAGAACUCAAAACCAUCACAAACGGCGAUUAUAUGUGCUUACCAUCCUCUAAUGCUCAUUCCGAAUCAUGCUACUUCCGUCACACUCCUAGUCAAUCCCCGAUAAAAGUCUUUCCAACAACAAAUUGUGAUAAAAAUCUGCAAUUAUCGGAUUUUCAAACGAAUUUAUACUUAAAUAAUGGAAGUUUUUGUGCUGUUUCGUCCUAUUCUGACACCAUAAGUCCCUUAUUAGGUGCCCAACCGCUCACUUGUAUCCCAAAUUUAUCCAGAAAUUCGGUGAAAGUCUCGAAAAAAGAACACAUCGCAGGACUUUUAACUCGAUUUUGGCCUAAAACACGAGAAACUGAUGCAACUUUCGCUUUUGUUGAUGUCUCCAAGUACGUGGAUUGGAUAAAUUUACAGAUGAAUAAACUUUACUCCUAA
This is a messenger RNA of Culicoides brevitarsis, 696 nucleotides long. RefSeq lists its product as uncharacterized. The transcript has 3 exons. Bases 1 to 696 code for a protein of 231 amino acids. Gene Ontology annotation, molecular function: serine-type endopeptidase activity. Lineage: Eukaryota; Metazoa; Arthropoda; Insecta; Diptera; Ceratopogonidae. The record is from RefSeq and is a predicted model, not a curated record. Gene Ontology annotation, biological process: proteolysis.